This is a messenger RNA of Trichomycterus rosablanca, 3733 nucleotides long. RefSeq names its product septin 6 (gene septin6). Gene Ontology annotation, molecular function: GTP binding; GTPase activity; molecular adaptor activity. Gene Ontology annotation, cellular component: microtubule cytoskeleton; septin ring; septin complex. The coding region runs from base 101 to 1405 and encodes 434 amino acids. NCBI's taxonomy places the organism in Eukaryota, Metazoa, Chordata, Actinopteri, Siluriformes, Trichomycteridae. Gene Ontology annotation, biological process: cilium assembly; intracellular protein localization; cytoskeleton-dependent cytokinesis. The record is from RefSeq and is a predicted model, not a curated record. The transcript has 10 exons.
UGUGUGUGUGUGUGUGUGUGUGUGUGUGUGUGUGUGUGUGUGUGUGUGUGCUUGUGUGUGUGCGCGCGCUUGUGUGUGGUGUUUCCUGUUAAGGUUCUUCAUGCAGGAACGGACCAUGGCGGCCACUGAGGUAGCACGACAAGCGGGAGAGGGCGCACGUGCCGUUCCACUUUCUGGCCAUGUCGGCUUUGAUAGCAUGCCGGACCAGUUGGUCAACAAGUCUGUCAAUCACGGUUUCUGCUUCAACAUUCUCUGUGUUGGAGAGACUGGGUUGGGAAAGUCCACUCUCAUGGAUACGCUGUUCAACACCAAAUUUGAAGGCGAGCCGAUGCAGCACAACCAGCCAGGAGUGCAGCUCAAGUCCAGUACGUAUGAGCUGCAAGAGAGCAACGUCCGCCUCAAGCUAACUAUUGUCAACACGGUUGGCUUCGGUGACCAGAUCAAUAAAGAGGACAGCUACAAACAAAUUGUGGAGUUUAUUGACACUCAGUUUGAGGCCUACCUGCAGGAGGAACUGAAGAUCAAACGUACCCUGCACAGUUAUCAUGACUCUCGCAUCCAUGCCUGCCUGUACUUUAUUGCACCCACUGGACACUCCCUAAAAUCCCUGGAUCUAGUAACCAUGAAAAAGCUGGACAGUAAGGUGAAUAUCAUCCCCAUUAUUGCCAAGUCGGAUGCCGUCUCAAAAAGUGAACUUGCCAAGUUUAAGAUCAAGAUUACCAGUGAGCUGGUCAGCAAUGGUGUGCAGAUCUACCAGUUUCCCACUGAUGAUGAGACUGUGGCAGAGAUUAACUCCACUAUGAAUGGCCAUCUACCAUUCGCUGUGGUGGGAAGUACAGAGGAAGUAAAAAUUGGGAACAAGAUGGUCAAGGCACGUCAGUACCCCUGGGGAACUGUUCAGGUGGAGAACGAGAAUCACUGUGACUUUGUGAAGCUGAGAGAGAUGCUGAUUAGGGUAAACAUGGAAGAUCUGAGGGAACAGACCCACACACGCCACUAUGAGCUCUACCGCCGCUGCAAGUUAGAGGAGAUGGGAUUUAAAGACACAGACCCUGAUAGCAAACCGUUCAGUCUGCAGGAGACUUAUGAGGCCAAGCGGAAUGAGUUCAUGGGUGAGCUGCAGAAGAAAGAGGAGGAGAUGAGACAGAUGUUUGUCCAGAGGGUAAAAGAAAAAGAGGCCGAGCUGAAGGAAGCUGAGAAAGAGCUGCAUGAAAAGUUUGACCGUCUAAAGAAGCUGCACCAGGAUGAGAAGAAGAAGCUGGAGGACAAGAAGAAGUCGCUUGAUGACGAGCUGAACAUCUUCAAGCAGAAGAAAACAGCAGCUGAACUCCUGCAGUCUCAGGGCCAGCAAGCAGGGAGCUCCACCACACUCAAGAGGGACAAAGAGAGGAAAAACUUCUUUUAAAUCUGUCUUGACCGCCUGUCUGAAGAGGAGGUUGCAGCUUUUACAAGACCUAAGCAUCCAUUUCCUUUUCCUCUCUCUCUGCCUAACUCUGCCAACCUUGUUAUUGUUAUUUUGAACGUUUUAAAAUCUUCGCUGUCUGCUAAGUUAGGUAUUGUGUUAUGUGGGCUUUACAUGGUAUUUCUUGCAAUUAGAAUUAGCUUUUUUUUUUUAUCUCUAAUUACAGCACGCAGUGCAGCUCCAUAGUAAUAUUGUUACAGAUGUUGGGUAGAUACUGGAACAAAGUUCUGGUAGUAAAAAAAAAUCAUAAUUCUUUGCUCCUGAAGACUUCAGAUUAAUAAAUGAACCAUAUACACUGAUCAGGCAUAACAUUAUGAGCACUAACAGGUGAAGUGAAUAACACUGAUGAUCUCUUUAUCACGGCACCUGUUAGUGGGGAGAUAUAUUAAGCAGCGAGUGAACAUUUUAUCCUCAUAGUUGAUGUGUUAGAAGCAGGAAAACUGCAGCUGGUCCAAGGAAGGAACAGUGGUAAACUGAUGACAGGGUCAUGGGCGGCCAAGGCUCUUUGAUGCAUGUGGGGAGCGAAGGCUGGCCCGUGUGGUCCGAUCCAACAGACGAGCUAUUGUAUGUAGCUCAAGUUGCUAAAGAAGUUAAUGCUGGUUCUGAUAGAAAGGUGUCAGAAUAUACAGUGCAUCACAGUUGCAGGGCUGUUUUGUCAGCAAAAGGGGGGGCCAACACUAUUAUGAAGGUGGUCAUAAUGUUAUGUCUGAACAUGUAUAUUGCCUUAGGGUCUUACAUUUAUGCAUUUUCUCUUGAGAAUGGUAACAUGCAUAUGCCAAAAACACAACCAACCUGAUAGCAGUUGAUGGAGAUACUUUGCUUAUGUAGAUGUGAAGGAGUCUCUUUUAUGAAUCCGGAAACUUCCUGUGAGCUGCAGUUGAAGUAAAAAAAAAAAAGUACAUCACUUGUGAGGUACAUGUCCUUAAGGGUUGUUUUGGGAUUAUUAUGAUUUCCGCACCUGUUUUUUUUUUAUGUGACUAAAUGAUGACCACACACUUCUUCAUCCACAUGCUCCUUCAGGAAGAAACAAAAAUCUAGGAAUUUGAGUUCUAAGAUUUCUAAAGAAUAUGGUAGGCCAAAAAUGUACACACACGCCGGCCCCAGCUCUGAUUUGAGGAGAACGAAGCUAACCCACACCCCCUUCGACACGUGGGCAGCAGCCGUAUGCAUUUCGUCACCCACACUAGGCGAGUGCAUAUAUGCGGAUCAGCCUUGUGUACAGAGAGACGCACCCUGGUCCGCACUCUUUCUCAGCUCUGGUGCGCCACCUGAGUGGCCUAAAAGUUAGUAGUUACUUAAGUUCAAAAGUACAUGGAACAGCCCAAACUGUCAAGCUAUGCUAAAAGAAUUUGUCUAGCACAUAACUCAUCUUCCAGCAGCUCAUCUUAUUCUAGUCAGACCUGAUUUAUUUGCUUAAUCAUAAACACUAGCAAUGAGUUAGGAGGUCAUGCUUUUUGAUUUAUUCUCAUCAACUGCUUUAGUUAAUCCAGUUCUAUCUGGAAUCAUUGGGUGCAAGUCAUGAACACACUUUGGACAGGGCGCCAAUACAUCAUAGGGCUUUGGCCAUCAAGACCACACCUCCAUAACAUGACACCCAGCUGGCUGAUAGCACCACUGAGAUUGGAACCUGGCUCUCAGUGUUGGUGGGCAUUUGUUUAAACUAUUUCGUCAUAGAAAAUAAAAGGUGCAGAAAUGAUUAAAGCCCUCCCAGACCUAUAGGUCUUCUGCUAAUGUAUGUAACUUUGAACCCAAAAUGUAUAGGUAUAAAUAAUCUACAGAACCAGUUACAGAACUUACUCUUUAAAAUGUCCAGUUAUUCAAGUCUGGACAAGAUGCAAUUGCAAGCGAUUGUCCUGUCUUAAUGAACUUUAAAGACUAGGUUUGGGGUGUAAAGACAAUGUUCUAAAUACCAUGUAAAACACAUUCAAGUCAUACUUUUAUGCUUUUUUUAGGCUUCACUUGUGUAUUUAUUCCAGGUACAUAUAUAUUUAUAUAACUGUUGUUUUGGCAGCUUUGUUUGAAAGGGUUAAAUACAGGAGAGCCCUACAUAAAUAUAAUUUAUAAUCUAUUUUGUGUAUUUUAAAGAUGGUGUGUUAAUGAUCUAUUAUGCUGUUGCUAGGUGACAGUUUCCAUCCUUCUGCUUGCCUUAUCGGGUCAUUUUUCUAGCAUCUUCCACAAUUUCCUCCGUCGCCUGUUGUAACAAAAAUGUGGAAUAUUUACUUGUGAUGAAAUUUCAUUGGUGUACAUUUUUAAUAAAAUAUUAAAACAGUG